GGUGACAUGAGGCCUCUCUCUCACCUGUGUCCGCAGAGCAGCACGAGGAAGUUGGAGGACCUGAGCAGGGACUGUGACACAGACGUGGCCAAUGUCUAAGCUGCACAGGAUCCAACAGCAACGGAAGCACAGUUCUCCUCGCUCCCUGCAGCACCCCAAUCAAAAGACGACUUUCUUACUGCCCAUGGACCAGACGUUUGUCCCCAUGUCGAGGGAGGUGCAGUCUUCGCCAACCUGGCUGGAAGAAGUGAAGGUCCCUGCGGCCUUCCCCAAAGACUCCAGCUUUCUGAGUUUGAGCGAGCAGCAGACCCCAAAGGUCAAGGGGCCCAAGUGCAACCUGUACGCCGUGUACGAGCAGAAGGUGCGCCCAUACAUCGACCUCAUCGACUCCCUGCGGGCCCUUGGUGUGGAGCAGGACCUGGCCCUGCCCGCCAUCACCGUCAUCGGGGACCAGAGCUCUGGCAAGAGCUCCGUGCUGGAGGCUCUGUCGGGCGUGGCCCUCCCCAGAGGCAGCGGAAUCAUCACCAGGUGUCCUCUGGAGCUGAAAUUGAAGAAGCAGCCGUGGGAUCAGGCGUGGAAGGGGACGAUCAGCUACCAGGGAGUGCGGCUGACACUGGAGGAUCCCUCGCAUGUGGAGAGAGAGAUCCGAAAAGCCCAGAAUAUCAUCGCUGGCAGCAACACAGGCAUCAGCCAUGAGCUCAUCUCCCUGGAGAUCACCUCGGGCGAGGUGCCUGACCUGACCCUCAUUGACCUGCCCGGCAUAGCCAGGCUGCCCGUGGGCAAUCAGCCUCAGGACAUUGGCAAGCAGAUCAAGGCACUCAUCCGGAAGUACAUCCAGAGGCAGGAGACCAUCAACCUGGUGGUGGUGCCCUGUAACGUGGACAUCGCCACCACGGAGGCGCUGAGCAUGGCCCGGGAGGUGGACCCCAAUGGGGACCGGACCAUAGGAGUCCUGACCAAACCAGACCUCGUGGACAGGGGCACCGAGACUGGCAUCCUGCAGGUAAUGCAGAACCUCACGUACCCUCUCAAGAAGGGCUACAUGAUGGUGAGGUGCCGGGCCCAGCAGGAUAUCCUCAACAAUCUGACCUGUGCCGAGGCGGUCAAGAAAGAAAUGCACUUCUUUGAAACGCAUCCAUACUUCAGAGUCCUCCUGGAAGACGGGAAAGCCACGGUGCCCCGCCUGGCCGAGAGACUGACCAGGGAACUCAGUGUGCACAUCAAAAGAUCCCUGCCGCUGUUGGAAACUCAGAUAACAGAGCGCUACCUGCAGGCCACCGAGGAACUGCGCCAGUAUGGGGAGGACAUCCCCAAGCAGGAGGUGGACAAGAUUCUCUUUCUGAUUAAGAAAGUCAAGUUGUUUAACAAGGACAUUGAGAAGUUGGUGGAGGCGGAGGAGCUUGUACAAGGCAAGGAGACACGCAUGUACCACAAGGUCCGUGAGGAGUUCAAGACCUGGCACGGCAUUCUGAGCACCAGCAUCCAGCAAGUGAAAAGCAGCAUCCAGGAAGAAAUCUCCAAAUAUGAAAGCCAGUACCGGGGAAGGGAGCUUGCUGGCUUCAUCAGCUACAAGUCCUUUGAGAGCAUUGUGCAGCAGCACAUGGAGAGGCUGUUCAACCCUGCCCUGCAGGUGGUCCUCAAAACCAGUGAAAUUGUCCAUCAGGCUUUCUGUGAAAUGGCUGUUAAGCAUUUCAGCGACUUCUUCAACCUGCAUCAGAUGGUCAGGAACGAGAUCGAGAGCAUAAAACAGGUGCAAAGGGAGAAGGCAGAGCGCAUGGUGCGGCUGCAGUUUGACAUGGAAAGACUCAUCUUCUGCCAGGACAAGAUCUACAGCGCAGUUCUCCAGAAUGUCCACCAGGAGGCGUCGCAGCCCCUGGCGAAGCCAGCACAGAUCCUCCCCAUGGCCGUCCUGGGGACCCCCAGCAACCCACCUGCCAUCUCCUGCAGGAGUGAAAUCGCCACCCACGUGGAGGCGUAUUGCUUGGAGACCAGCAAGCGCCUUUCCAACCAGAUCCCGCUGCUGGUUCAGUUCUUCAUCCUCUGGGAGAACGGCGACAACCUGCAGAAAGCCACGAUGCAGAUGCUGGAGAAGGACAAGUGUGCCUGGCUGCUGCAGGAGCACAGCGAGGCGGCCACCCAGAGGCAGCAGCUCAAGGACAGGAUCUACAGGCUUACCCAGGCGCGCAGCAGGCUCUGGCAGUUCUCCAAAGCGGGGACACCCUGAAGGGACCCCGGGGCCUCCAGGCAGCACCCUGAGCGGCAUGUGCCACUGGCUCCUGCCCUCACGCGCUCAUGCCACACGCACUGCCCAGCGUGGGGCUGGGCAGGCUCCCAGAGCACAGGG
This is a messenger RNA of Ochotona princeps (American pika), 2344 nucleotides long. Its product is annotated as interferon-induced GTP-binding protein Mx2. Gene Ontology annotation, cellular component: microtubule; membrane; cytoplasm. Lineage: Eukaryota; Metazoa; Chordata; Mammalia; Lagomorpha; Ochotonidae. Gene Ontology annotation, biological process: defense response to virus. Gene Ontology annotation, molecular function: microtubule binding; GTP binding; GTPase activity. Bases 92 to 2224 code for a protein of 710 amino acids. The transcript has 13 exons. The record is from RefSeq and is a predicted model, not a curated record.